Molecule: messenger RNA, 3978 nt
Organism: Asterias rubens (European starfish)
Lineage: Eukaryota; Metazoa; Echinodermata; Asteroidea; Forcipulatida; Asteriidae
Product: dentin sialophosphoprotein-like
Exons: 2
Coding region: 1-3978 (1325 amino acids)
Source: RefSeq, a predicted model, not a curated record
AUGUUAGGUUCUCAUUCCAUUGAAGAGGAGUCGUUUGGGAAAGCCGCGAUCGAAAGCCCCGGCACGGUUACAAGUUUGUUCCAGUCAGAGAUUAAGAGCACUGUAAGGAGUAAUGGACCACAAUUGAUUUCAGGACUUAAUAAAGUGGCCACGCUACCAGAGUCUUCACUCGACACUCCCACAAGAUCAGUAAUCAAGUUUAUGGAUACAUUGCUAACCAACUCCCCAGAGGACAAAUCACCGGAAGUAAAAACAACCAAUGCUGAGCAAAGCUCAAUUAUUGCAGACACAAACAGAAUACCUUGUCAAAGCUCUGUGCAGGAGAGCACCACAACCGCGAAUGGAGAGCCAAGAGAAACUAUUGUUGAAAGCAACGACGUGAAGGAUGAAGUGACAUCAUCUUGCCCCAAGGAAACAUUUGAUUCGGAUUCAGACUUGGAUCCCCGACUCAAGGAUAGUCAAGAGACUGUCGAGAGUAGUGACAACACCGACACGCUGAAAGAAGAAAAUGGACUCAGCUGGCAAGAGAGUACAGAGGAUGAAACCGAUUUGAGCCAACUCACUAAAGACAUUGUGACUGAUGUCAUCGCAAUGGAGAAGCUGGCAGAGCAAUCAGCUGAACAAUCCACACCCCUAUCAUCGGCAGAUAUGGAACAGUCAGAAUUGAGCGAGGAUAGCAAGGACUCCUCCAUUAGCGAACAAAGGGGAGAUGAAGCCUCUUUGGAAGGAGGCACAAUGCUGCACAAAAAUGAAAGUAAUUCUUCUGAAACCAAAUCAAAUUUCCCUUUGACUCGGAACGACAAUGCCUCUGGAAGCUGUCUAAGUGACCUUGUACCUCAGAGUUCCACACCACACAGGCAAUUAUAUGUCCCUGUGGUUGGAGUUGGAGAAACUGACAGUGACUCACCAACAGAGGGCGCCAUAUGUGGGAGUUCUGAGUUCAAAGAUGACCUCACACUUGAACAGAGUCCUGGAAUAGCUUUACAUGAAGACAAAUCCCAGGCCCAGUCACCAUCUGAAGUAUCAUCAAAUCAAACGACGGAAGGAGUUGAUAUGGCAUCACAUCUUGAACCUAUGAUUCCUUGUGGAAUUGACCGCGCUGACGUGAAUGUGCUUGAAACAUCUUCCGACAGUGCUUCCCAAGUUGCUGCACCUAAUGGUGAGAUAGAGUACAGCGAGUCAGGACAAGUUGCUGUGAUUGAAACUCCUGUUGUGAGCUCAUUGGUUAAUAAAGUCGGGGAAGCCUCAGAUACUGACCAAUCGGAACACAUGGAUGUGGAUGAUGACCUCCAACUUUCUGCACAGGAGGAAAAUAACUCCGCCUCCAAGAACACAUCACUAACUCCUGAGGUAGGUGUGAACGUUUCGUUCGAGGAACAGGUCCAUAGCCUUGAAGGACAUGUUCCAGAAGAGGUUGAGCUGCUUCUAAACUUGUCGAGUAGUACUUCUGAGGAAGUAGAAGCAGAUGGUCUCCUUGGUUCCGCCAAGGGCUCACUUGAAGAACCCAUUGGAGUCACGUCACCCUCUGAGGAAAGCCUCGAGGAGGAUUCAGCCAAGGAACCAGUAGCUUAUUCCCAUUCUUCGGACGAGGAAGUUGUUGAACCAGCUGCAAAGAAGAUCAAGUUGGGAGAUUCACCAACAAUGUUAACUGAAAAAACUCAAACCCAGGGAAGUUGUUGUCCUGAAAACCUGAGAAGUGCUUCUCCUCCAGUCUCUUUAGAACGACCAGAUCAGAAGGACGUCGAGAGAAAAGAAAGAAGUGUGCAAGAAGAACUGAGAGACGAAGUUGAUGUUAAUGUCAGCGAGAAUCAAUUUAAGGUCGACAACUCAUCAGAGCUAGUUGCAGUACUUUCUGAGAGCAUAAAGAAAGAUCGUGAGAAAAGUGAUCCCAGUCACUCUCCAGUUGUUAAAGUUCUGCCACCAGGAAGUUCAGAUGAAGACAUCUUUUUAGACGAGAGCCAACUCAACUCUGACGGCGUUAAUUUAUCCAUGGAUACCGAAGACAUUGCAGACAAUCAAAGCAAUCAGGAACAACCAGUGGAAGCCAAGAAGCUUAACCCAAGAGACACCUUUGUUGCCCUGAGGAAGGCAAUUGUUGUUCUCCAUGAUAUUUGUGCUGGGCAGAGCAAACAAGCUGGAAGUCUUUCUUGCAGUCUCCCUUUAACACCUUCCACAGAACUUGUGAACUCAUUGCCAAGCUCGCCGGAACAUCACCAAAGCUUUUCUGAUAGAUCUGCUCCAGUCCAGUCUGACAAAUCUCAAUCACUGCCAAGCACACCCUGCUUAGAAAGAAACAUAACCGAUUUGCCACAUGUUCUGGAAGACUUCAAAGAAGAUAGCAAUUCAGAGUCAGGAGUAGGGGUGAUAGGUGUUGAAAGUGAUAAAGUAUUUGAGAAAAACAGUUCAGAAGUUUGUCAGGAGCCGUUUGAAAAGUUACAACGAGACGAUACUUUUGAGAAGUCAAUGCAUGAUGAGACUGACUCACUGAUCACUAAGGAACCAAAACAGUUGGGAGACUUUGUCCUCGAUGAAAGAACUGGCGUCUUUGUUCCAGGCAUGUCUGAUUCCGAGUCCAAAAAGGAUAAUCAGGACGAUUCCACUGGCGACAAAAUGGAUAUCGAAGACAGUCCCUCAUCAAGGAAAAAGUACCCAAUGAGGGCAACCUUCUCUCGUCUUACUCGCGUUGUCGACACACCGAAAGAAAAACAAUCAAGGCAAAGAAGGACGUCCAGUGUUAGUAUCACAUCAUCGGAGGAAACACCUUCAGAGAAUCCAGAGAAAUUACUGUCAAAGGAUGUCACAUCCCCGGAAGUCGAAAUGAGAGAAACGUUUACUGAAGAUAUGACAACACCCGAGGUAAAGAAAGGACCAGGUAGACCAAGGAAGAACAAAGUUGGUAUUACUCCAGUAUCUGCAGUUUGGAAAUCUGAAUCGAACAAAGUUGGUAUAACGCCAGUAUCUGCUGAUGGGAAAUCUGAGUUCAAACCAAUCACACCCGGUCUCAAGAGAGGACCAGGUAGACCAAGAAAGGUGCGUAGGCUGCUUACAUCUGAAUCAGGGGGUCCUGAAACAGAUAAAUCAACGCCUCCACCAUGUCAACGAAUCCUCAGGAAAAGAACCCCUCAAAGUCAGCCACAAAUGAAAAAUGUUGAGAAAUCCAGGAAAAGACCACUGGAAGAGGUUGAUUCGGCUAAUGCUGUCACAUCGUCAAAAGAUGUGAAAGUGGUUCAAAAUAAAUUGCAAGGAGAAAAGGACUCGCAACAACAUCAGGAAUCAGACAAAACCUCUGAGACUCAACUUAAAACAACCGAAUUAGAAACCCAAUCUGCCUCUGCAGAUGCCAUAAAGCCUGCCCGACGCUGGCCACUCAAGCGAGUCAUGGGAGACUUUGUGUCAAACAAGGAGUUGUUAGACCUGUGGACUGGGCUUCAACCAGACAUGGGACCCCUGAAAACAAUUAAAACAAAACCAGUAGUGAAGAAAGAUGAUUCUACCACAGGAAAUUCUCCAAAGGAAGUUAAACUUGCAGAUAGUAGGAUCAACCAAGUACCUGUCAAUGUGGAUGCAUCAAGUCAGCCUUCAAGUUCCGAUGCAUUGGAUUCAAAUGUAAACUCAAAAGACUACCUGAAGGUAAUAUUUCGCAGCCACUCAAGCUCCCAACGGGCUAAGCUUUCAACAAAUCAAAGUGCUCCCAACCACAAAGGAAAAGCUGGCGAUUGUGUCAUCACAAGCCGGAAAGUCAUCUCGGUUACAACGGAGGAGUUUACUAGACUCAAAACAGAAAUGCAGAAAUAUAAAAAGCUUGAUAAACAGAUAGCUGGAAUAGCAACAGAGGAGAGCCUUCCACCUGUUCUGGUUAAACAGCUUGAUGAAGAGAUGGUUGUCAAGUCCUCAGGGAUAACCCUUCCACCUGUUCUAGACUCUCAGCCUGGUGAACAGAUCUCAAGGAAGCCAUCGAAGGAAACCCCCUCAAUUUAA